AUGGAUCAGACCAUCUCACCAGAAUCCGGCGCCUCUACGCUGGACGACGGGUUAAGCCCCGCAACGAAUUCUAACAGCUUUGACGAAAGCCUCAGUGGAAAGAUGUCUGGUUUUGAUUCUGACAAAGAAGUUCUAUUCAAUGCUUAUGAAGAUGAGAUAAGUUUCGACGGGGAGCCACUCGGAUUAAUCACCUCGACAGCACCGACCCAAAACAAGCGCAAGCUCGUACAGAAGAGGAGCUCUCGAAGUCAGAUUGCUCCAGCGAAAUGGGAAACUGUGAAAGGCACCAUCGCGGAGUUGUACCUCGAGAAAGAUUAUACCCUUGCUACAGUCAUGGAAAUCAUGUCCAAACCCCCAUAUGAUUUCCAUGCAACUCUCAAGAUGUACAAAAGUCAGUUCAAGAUAUGGGGGUUUGCAAAGAACUUGACGCGGAACAAGGUCAACAGAUUUAUGAACACCAAUACCGUCAAGGAAAAAUUCCUCAAAACCUUUAGCGCAGCCCGUAUCGAUCAGUACUUGAAGCGGAGAAAGACUUCCCAUGACACGACGGCUUAUGAGCUGGAAAUGAAUGAACUGGAAAUGAAUGAUCUGGAAACGGAUAAAGUCAUUGAACUUCCCGGUUUUGGAGUCCCUGCGGAGCUUGAAAACUCACAAGUGUUCUUUCUAUCCGAUUGCGGCCCCUCUCGUACUUGUAAGCUUCAUGGAAGGGGACGCAGAAAGUUUGCAAUCGAUAUUGAGGAUAUGUCCAAAGGUUAUCCUAUAUGGUAUUUUGCUGAUUCAUGGGGAAAACAAGCAUAUUACGGACUCGAAGAGCGAAAGUGUCCUAGUGAUUGUGCUUGCCGAUUCUUAUGUGGUCGUUCACAUUUUGAUAAUUUGGAGCAGCCCCAUCGAUUCGAUUCACCACACCAGCACACCCACCUGUUCAGAGCAGUUUGCAGGGAGCAAUCCAUCGCUGUUGACAUUUAUAAUUUAAAUAUGAUCAUCAAUUUGGGCAAAAUCAUCGGGGAGACGGAAAGUUUAUCCGACAAAUGGCCAAUACCUCUCCAAUAUGGAACCGGAAUCAAUGGAAUAACCUUGUUGAAACAUUACCGCAAACUGAAGGAUUUCCUCGACAAUCCCAACCGUGAUAUCUGGCUGCCAGUAAGUGAUAUACUAGACUUGAAGCUGCUCGUCGAAGGCUUGCUCGAAGAUGCUGAUGUGUGGGAUCGCAUUGGAAUUGAAACACUUCACGAUUUAGGCGUCUUGGAUCCGAGCCUGCUCAAUACAUUCCUUCAUCGACGCCUCAUACGAGGGAUUCGAAGCCUUGACAGCGUUUUCAAAACGGCCGAUGCUCCUUUCCACGCUUCCAAGGGAAUUGCGCCGCCCCAGGACAAUGAGAUCGAAUUCGAAGUGAUUCAUGAGUUGGAUUCAACCCCUGCGCUUGUCAGUCACUUCCAUGUGCCGACCUGGGAAUAUCAUCAGCGACAAAACAGGGGGGUUGUUGACUCAUCUUCGGCUGGCAUCAAUAGCCUGCCCGAGGAAUUGCUCUGCAGGCUUCCCGAGCACUUCAUGCUGGACAGCUUCCAUGACGAUCUCCCCCAGGAUUUCCCGCAACUUCUUCCAACUGUAUCCAGAGGGCCCAACUUUCCAAUCAUUUUCUCUGAGGAGCUGAACAACUUCCAUUCGUCUGAGAGCUUUGUUUCCACUGAACCCAGCCGCGAAAAGCAACAGCAAGCUGACCUUGACGUGAAGCUUGUCUCAGCGUGCAAGCAUGGCAUACUUGGUGCUGUCCAAUCGCUCCUAGAUCAAGGAGCGUCUCCAAACUGUCAGGUCCGAACGGACAACAAAACUUAUUCACCACUCAUCGCUGCGAUUGAAAGCAGCAACGAAACUGUUGUUCGUCACCUGGUAUUCAAAGGAGCAAACUUGAAUGAUAAGGCGGCAGUUGUGGCGGAAGGAGAAACAUUGCUCUAUACCGCACUUCUGGCAGCAACAAGGACAAACCAAUGCUCCAUCAUCAAUUUCCUUCUGGAACGUGGGGCAGAUAUCAACGAAUUGUCAACAAGUGAGACCGCAACGGCACGAAGAACUUUCACUGCUAUGAGCGAAGCUGCGCGACUUGAACUGAUGGAUGCUUUCAAGCUUCUCCUACUGUGGGAUACAUCUUACUCUGCUGGCUUGAAGCAAACAGGGAUGAUCAGUAAUUCUGAUCCCGAAUCAAAGGAAGUAAAGCAACUCUUCGAUGCUGUCAAAUCUGGAAGCUCAUCAAGCCUCAUAAGAAUCAUGGGGAGCAUUAGGGAUCCAAACAUCCUGACUUUCGAGGGCACGCCACUAAGUCUUGCCGCGCAGUGCAACCAGCCCCACAAGAUAAAAAUACUCCUAGAACAUGGAGCCGAUGUCCAGCUAGCAUCUUUGUAUCUUUCUAGGUCGGGUCAGCAGAAAAUCGCCAAAGUACUUGUCAAGACUGUGUACGGGUCUCAGAACGUACGCACCAAGUUUGUCAGACAGUAUGAACGACUCGUAAGCCUCUCCCAAUCUUCCCGCCAAAACAACCUGAAAUCGUUCAAACGCCAUUGUUACAAUUACCGCCAGGCAUGGUCUGUCGGGCUAGAGGUAAUGGAGGAUAUCUGCCGUGGCAAGGCUCCUGAUGGUCCCGACUGUUUGCACAAAACCUUAGCCCUCCUUGCCGUUGCACGAGCCGUCGCUGAAACCAGCGUCGGCGACAAUGGCGACAUACGUCUCCUCGAUAAGUUCGACACCGACCUCCUCCGAUGGCAGCUGCUGUUCCCCAAUGAAGAAGAUCUUGCCCCUUACCGCUUCACUGUCCGAGAACUAUGGAAAGUCGAUCUGUCGGAGAAACUCUUCCUCGAUCUAGAUUUUGACGACUCGGACACUCUUGGGCGCUUCAAUGGUCUCAUCUCAAGACUCUUAGAUGGAGCACGACGACCACUUGAUCUGGAUAAAUCACACAGCAACGGGUUAAACGAAAGUUUCUCACGGUGGAAACUGAAUCGGUCUGGAGCGGAUGGGUUGAACCCACACUCAGCGCCGAUGCAUGUCGCGGAGGGCAACCAGAGACGAGAGGAUGCAGGAUAUCAUCUUCGACUGGAGACGAUGACAAGAAAUAUAGUGCCAGUCACCUGCGACAAGAAGAUGAGCCGAGAGCAGAUCCUCAAAACGACACGGUGGUUAAAUCCGAGUUCGGGGUUGACAUCAUCCAUUUGCUUCUUCGACUUCACGACUGUCGCAGAGGACUUGCUGCGCGGGGUUAUCUUUUCCAUCGUAUUCGUUUUCAUCCACGGUUGGUCCACUGCAUUGUUUAACCCUAACAUCUGGGAAUGUAUUCGCUGA
Truncatella angustata is the source of this 3330-nucleotide messenger RNA. RefSeq lists its product as uncharacterized. The record is from RefSeq and is a predicted model, not a curated record. Gene Ontology annotation, molecular function: protein binding. NCBI's taxonomy places the organism in Eukaryota, Fungi, Ascomycota, Sordariomycetes, Amphisphaeriales, Sporocadaceae. The transcript is spliced from 3 exons. The coding region runs from base 1 to 3330 and encodes 1109 amino acids.